AUGUCUGAAGAAAUAACUCAAAAAACUGAAGAUUUAUCAUUAAAUUCAUCAUCAGAUAAAACAGUAUUUGAUUCAAAAGAUGAAUUUACAGUAAAACAUCCUUUAAAUAAUAGAUGGACUUUAUGGUAUACUAAACCACAAAUUAAUAAAAAUGAAAAUUGGCAAGAUUUAUUAAAACCUGUAAUUAGUUUUUCAUCAGUUGAAGAAUUUUGGGGUAUUUUUAAUAGUAUUCCUCCAACAAAUCAAUUACCUUUAAAAUCAGAUUAUCAUUUAUUUAAAGAAGGAAUUAGACCAGAAUGGGAAGAUAGUAAUAAUUCAUCUGGUGGUAAACUUCAAACACAAUUUUCAAAAAAAGAUACUGGAAUUAUAAAUGAUUUAUGGCUAAGAGGUUUAUUAGCAGUUAUAGGUGAAACAAUUGAAGAAGAUGAAGAUGAAGUUAAUGGAAUUGUUAUAAAUAUUAGAAAACAAGCUUAUAGAAUUGGUGUUUGGACAAAAGAUUGUGAUGAAUCAAAAUUAAGAAGUGUUGGAGAAAGAUUAAAAAAGAUUUUACAAUUAAAAGAUGAUCAAAAAAUUGAAUUUACUUCUCAUGCUGCUUCAAAUACAAGAGGUGCUGAACCUCAAUUUGUUUUAUAA
This is a messenger RNA of Lodderomyces pseudojiufengensis, 633 nucleotides long. It is a transcript of the gene EIF4E, whose product is annotated as translation initiation factor eIF4E. Lineage: Eukaryota; Fungi; Ascomycota; Pichiomycetes; Serinales; Debaryomycetaceae. Bases 1 to 633 code for a protein of 210 amino acids. The record is from RefSeq and is a predicted model, not a curated record. Gene Ontology annotation, cellular component: eukaryotic translation initiation factor 4F complex. The transcript has a single exon. Gene Ontology annotation, biological process: translational initiation. Gene Ontology annotation, molecular function: RNA 7-methylguanosine cap binding; translation initiation factor activity.